ACACACAUGCACACAACCUCUGCAUAUGCACUCACCCAUACACACACUUGCUCCCUCACAUACACACACCUCUCCUGUGCUGUCAUUCCCUCUUCCUGGAUUAGUUUAUGGCAGAUGGUGCAAAAUGUCUUGGUCUAGCUGGAUUCUGCUUGUAUGUCUUGGCGUAUUCACAGGAGGAACCAACAGAGCUCUCGCUGAAGGUUCAGGCUCCACAGAGAGGAACUGUUCUGCAGUCCCACCAUACAUCCCUCCAACAGCAGUGAACACCACACUGAGACUGAAGUCGCUGAGAGAUGCCAUGAAGCAGCAGAACAUCUCAGCCUACAUCAUCCCUGGCACUGAUGCCCAUCUGAGCGAGUACAUUGCUCCACGGGAUGCGCGUGUUACCUUUAUGUCUGGCUUCACUGGUUCUGCAGGCACGGCGGUCGUGACACAGACUAAAGCAACACUGUGGACAGACAGUCGGUACUGGGUCCAGGCUGUGCGUCAGAUGGACUGCAACUGGGACCUGGAAAAAGAUGUUUCCAUACGCAGCAUCACAGACUGGCUCAUUCGAGAGGUUCCUGAGGGAAAAGAGAUUGGCUAUGAUCCCUAUGUCUUCUCAGUCAAAACAUUCAGCGCUUACAACUUCAACCUGUCCCCCGCCAACCGGAACCUAAAGUCCAUUCCUGACAACCUGGUAGAUAAAGAAUGGACCGAUCGGCCACCUCUCCCCCCAGACGCCCUUGUGCGUCUGCCAGACAGCAUCAUCGAGAGGACUUGGCUACAGAAGGUAGAGCAUAUCAGGAAUAUAAUGAAGGAGGAUCCUUACCAGCCCACUGCUGUCCUUCUCUCCGCACUCGAUGAGACGGCCUGGCUCUUCAACCUGCGUGGGAAUGAUAUUCCAUACAACCCAUUCUUCUACUCCUACACCCUGCUGACACUGGACCAGAUCUUGUUGUUUGUGCACAAAGCCCGAGUGUCAGAUGACUUGAAGGCAUACUUGAAUGCCACCUGUUACACGGCGGACUGUGUGGAGCUGAUUGAGUACGGCCAGGAGCGAACCCAACUGCGCAACUACCUGCUGCGGUCAGACGUGAGAGUGUGGGUGGGGACAGAAUACACCAACCAGGGGCUCCAUGAACUCAUCACCCCUGAGGACAAGUUAAUGACCACUGAUUACUCACCAGUGCUCACCACCAAAGCUGUAAAGGACACUACAGAGCAGCGCAUCCUCCGAGACGCACAUGUGAGGGACGCGGUGGCAGUCAUGCAGCUCCUGGUAUGGCUGGAGAAGAGUGUCCCUGGGGGAAAAGAGACCGAGCUCACAGCGGCACAUUAUGUCGACGAGCAGCGCAGCAAGCAGAAAAACAGCAGGGGUCCCAGCUUUGAGACCAUAUCUGCCAGUGGACCCAACGCUGCUCUCGCUCACUACAGUCCUACCAAAGAAACGACACGAGUGCUGUCUGUAAAUGAGAUGUACCUCGUUGACUCUGGUGGCCAGUACCUGGACGGAACGACUGACAUCACACGAACAGUACAUUGGGGCACUCCCACAGCCUUUCAGAGGGAGGCCUAUACUCGUGUGUUGAUGGGAAAUAUUGAAAUUUCUAGAAACAUCUUUCCUGAAGGAACAAGAGGCAUAAACAUGGAGAUGCUUGGCCGCCGAGCAUUGUGGGAGGUUGGACUGAAUUAUGGUCACGGCACAGGUCACGGUGUGGGCAAUUACUUUGGAGUUCAUGAAUGGCCUGUGGGUUUCCAGUCAAACAAUAUUCCAUUCAAAGAGGGCAUGUUCACUUCCAUAGAGCCUGGAUAUUACAAAGAGAAUGACUUUGGGAUUAGAAUCGAAGAUGUUGCAGUUUUGGCUCCAGUUAAAACAAAGUACGGCAAUAACUACUUGACCUUCGACAUUGUUUCUCUGGUUCCGUAUGACCGGAAGUUGAUUGACACCUCCAUCCUGAGCCCCCAGCAGUUGCAGUGGCUGGACCGCCACUACCAGACCAUCCGUGAGAAGAUGGGGCCGGAGCUGAAGAGACAGGGCCUGACGGAGGUGCACGACUGGAUGAUAAAACAUACAGAGCCCUUCCAGACAGCCACGGACUCGGGCGUAGUCUGCUCCUUCUCGCUGCUCCUCACCCUGCUCCCCACUGCACUCAUCCACGACCUCCUCUGAGAUAUCGUUCUUUUUCUUUUGUGUUAUUUUCUUUUGUUUGUGCCUUUCCUACAUGUCUUGUCCUCACAACAUCAAAUUGUUUGGACUGGGUUUCCAUCACCUAUUUGAUUGUUUUCUGGACGUUUUCUCCUCUUUGUUUCCCUUCCUACAUUCACUCAUUUCUAUCAUUUGUGUUUCAAUCAUUAAGAACCUGCCACAUGUGUCAGUGAAUUCAUGUGAUGUGCUCACACAGUUAUGUUCAAUUAAGUUAUUAUUAGUCUUGUUCAUUUUGUUUGUUGAUUGUAAUUUUCUUUAUUUUAUAUAUGUAAAGUAAUUGAACUGUAAAAAGGAAAAAUGAGCCAAAAUGCUAUUUAUAAUUUAAUAAAAUAUGACUACAAUGAUUGGAAAUUAGCCUUUAUGUAUAGACAACCACAUUGCAUUCACUUCUUCUUACACAUUUCAUAUUGGCGUCUAACUGUGCUGUAACCAUAUGUAACAUGGACAUGUGGUAUAUACAAUAAACACUGACACGUGUAUUGAAA
Clupea harengus (Atlantic herring) is the source of this 2673-nucleotide messenger RNA. It is a transcript of the gene xpnpep2, whose product is annotated as X-prolyl aminopeptidase (aminopeptidase P) 2, membrane-bound. The record is from RefSeq and is a predicted model, not a curated record. Gene Ontology annotation, molecular function: metalloaminopeptidase activity. NCBI's taxonomy places the organism in Eukaryota, Metazoa, Chordata, Actinopteri, Clupeiformes, Clupeidae.